This is a messenger RNA of Acaulospora morrowiae, 4359 nucleotides long. The record is from the annotation of a GenBank genome assembly. Lineage: Eukaryota; Fungi; Glomeromycota; Glomeromycetes; Diversisporales; Acaulosporaceae.
AUGUUAAUGCUACAGGAUUUGCUUAUGGAAAAGACAAGGUUCGAGGGGUUAAUCUCGGUGGAUGGCUGGUACUUGAACCAUGCAAGUCUUACACUAAUAUGUCCCCUUGACCAAAUUCGCUUCAAAAUUCAUGAAAACUUACAUCUAUUUUCAUUGAAAUUAGGGAUUCGACCGAGUCUUUUCGAUCAAUUCGUGAACUCCACAAUACAAGCCGUAGACGAAUAUACCUUUACUCAAGUUCUUGGGUGCGAGGAGGCUAGGCGACAGCUCCGAAAUCAUUGGAAUACUUGGGUGACAGAAGCUGACAUCAGAAAGUUGGCUUCCUACGGAUUAAAUCACUUAAGGUUAUUUGUUUUUCGCUUUUGUCGUAAACGUCACGUGCCAAUGUUGACAACUCAUCGCAUAAACAGGAUUCCGAUAGGCUACUGGGCGUUUGACAAAAAACCUGAAGAACCAUUCGUCCAGGGGGCUUAUUUCUACCUAUUGAAAGCUGUAAGAUGGGCGAAAAAGUAUAACAUGAAAGUUAUUUUGGACUUGCACGGGGCUCCCGGAUCUCAGAACGGAUUUGAUAAUAGUGGUCGACGCGGUCCGAUUGAAUGGCAAACCGGAGACCCAGAUAACAUUCCACGCACCAUAAAUGCGGUGAAGAUUAUGACAAAACGAUUCAGUUGUUCAGAAUUCAAGAAUACCGUUGCGGCAAUUAACGUUUUGAAUGAACCCGCCAGCUGGGGAGGCAAUCAACUAAAUGUCACCCGAAAAUUCUACGCCAAGUCAUAUGAAGCAGUUCGUCAUAUUAACAGUGGAAUCCUGGUCGUCUUCCAUACCUCCUUCCUUCCUCUGUCCACUUGGGGCGAUUAUCUAAGUUCACGGAAAUUUUCGCGAGUCGUAUUGGAUACUCAUAUUUACACGGUGUUUAAUUAUGACCUGCUAGCAUUGAAUCAGGCGCAACGAAUAAAUUUAGUAUGCUCAAAUAAACCUGACAUCUUGAACUCGACCGAAAAAGUUUGGACGUUGGUUGGAGAAUGGAGUCUCGCCGAUACCGAUUGUACGAAAUGGUUAAAUGGUUUUGGCAGGGGUGCGUUGUACGAUGGAACUUUGGGUGAAAGAGGACCUGUGUGUCCCACUUGCAAAUGUCAAGGGACGGAAGAUUAUUGUAAUUGGACUUUGGAAUAUAGAAGAUUUCUAUUGGAUUUUGCGUCCGCUCAGAUGGAUGCCUAUGAAGCAGGGAUUGGUUGGAUCUUUUGGAAUUUCAAAGCCGAAGCAUCACCGCACUGGAAUUUCAUGUUGGGAAUCGAGGAAGGAAAAAAACAACAACCGAUACUCGAUAUGAUGGAUUAUGACGAAGAAGUUAUUAUUAAGCUUCAUGACACGUAUACCAACACAAACAACGCCAUGAACGAGGUGGCUCAAAAUAAAGUGACUUCCUUAUCUGAUAACGCAACAGAUCUUAAUAUGAUCGUGACACAACAAAACAGCGUUUUAUCUGACACAUAUAACAAAGUUUCUUUUAGCGAAUGGGUGGGUUUUAUGCAGGAUUUCGGAGCGAGUCACGGGUUCAUUAAUGCUUACAAUGUCAAUUUUGGCAUACAGGGUGAGGAAGACGGUGAUUUCGAAAUUGAUGAAGAUUUUGUUCGGGUGGUACAAUCACAGACGCUGCAAGAUGACGCGUUGAAACAUCAUCAAGAAUUUAUGGACGAAGAUUGCGAUACUCGGACAGAAGUGGAGGAAACUGCAACUUCAGAACAAGUUCAGCCUGUCGAAGGUAAAAAUGAUGAGAACAAACGAGAGAUACCCUAUGAUGAUUCGACGAAAGAAAUCGACAAUAUGGAUCAGAGUUCAUCUGCUCAACUUAGUGAGGUAUCUGUCCAACCUACUUUGAUUGUUCAAAAAGACGUUUCAAUUUCCGUCACUAAAUGCAAACAGUCUGAGAAGGGCAAAAAAAAGGGGGCGAGAAAGACUCCCGGACGAAAGAAGACCAAAGCCGAUACUGAACCUAGUCACUCUGUCGAUGAGAACAGUGACAUCGACUCCUCUAAGGAAGACGCCGACCUAACUCCAUCGAUAACAAAGUCUGGCAGAAAAGUUCAAAAACCCAUUUUCUAUAACCCGGCCAAGUCUGAGCGGAAAGUUAAGCCGUCCGAGGUAUCGAAUGAACAACAAAAAAUAUUGGUCGAGUCUAAGAAGACACCAGUAAAGAGAACGGCGGAAAGACGCCAACAUAAAACGGCCAGAAGCACGCAGAAUAAAGCAUAUGAUGCGUUAAUGAGAGUGGAUCAUGCUAUGACUCCAACGCCAAUUGUUCCCAAGAGUGUGCAACAAAGUCCACUAGAAAAUAUUCAAGUAUUUAAUCAAUAUCUAGAUUCUCGCGAUCAACCUAACAUAGUUUUCUUCGGUGAAGAACUAGAGAGUGAUGAUAGUAUGGUCUGCAACAUUUGUCAAGAGGGUUUAUCCGAAAAAGGAAAUUGGAUUAUUCUAUGUGACAAUUGUGAUACUCCCUAUCAUCAAAUAUGUCAUAAACCGGUUAUCAGUGAUGAAUUUGCAGAUUCUGAAAAAGAAUGGAAAUGUCUUAAUUGCGUAGAUUGUCCAAGUGCAAACAAACGCGCGAGGAUCGACAAGCGAAACCUUACGGGAAAGCCCCGUGGGAGACCAAAGAAUGAUAAAUCAGGCAUAAUAGUAGGAAGCGAUUCCACUGAGAUUUCCAAAGAACACCUCGGUGAAUCAGCGAUAUCAGCAAAUCGGGUUGGUUCGGCUUCAAAAUUGCUAACAUAUAAGCAAAUAGAUAUACUGUUGACGCGAGAGCAGAAAAUCGAAUAUUUUUCUUCUUUACCAAAAGAAGUUUUGGUUAACCUGUUGCUCUUGGCGGAACAAAUCGCGCCCAAUAUACCGUUAUAUCCGGCAAAUAUCUUACAAAAGUACAGAGAUGUUAACGCGUCUAAAUAUGGAAGAUCAAAGUUAAAUCUUCAGGCGAAGACAGAGGUAGCGGCGGAGGAAUCAAAUGUACAUAUGGACACUUCAGAAUCAUUAGCUCAACACGAAGUGGGUGAGGAUUCUAUCAUUCCGAAGAGGGAAACUCCGGAAGUCAUGACUCCUGAACCCACUGUAAGUUCCUUACCCAGUGCGAAUGUUCCAAAAAAAUAUUCUGCUUUUUAUGUUGAUAUUUUCAUAAAAGCAAUAACGGCGAUGAAUCAACCAAAUGGAAGUUCUGCACACAGUAUUUACAGUUGGAUAAAAAGUAAUUAUGUUGUUCCGGAAAAAUUCCAAAAUCACGCGAAAAAGCAUCUCUUUGAUGCCGUUGCACAAGGAAUCAUAGUAAAAAACACCAAAAUGACAUACAAAAUUAAUAAUUCUUAUCCUUACGUUCCAUCAAAGGAUAUUGGAGAAAACCCUUUCAAGCCUUUAAAUCCAGCUAACUGCGAGGCAUCAACACAAAACAAUAAAAUAACCAAGGCUAACUUGGAUGUAAUUUUGGAUCAAAGUAAUACGACAAUUUUGAAUAAUAUCGAUGGGGUUAAGGGUCAGGGCAGACAAAUGAAUUCGGAAAACCAGGGGAGAAAUCCGCAUGGUGGUCAAUUGAUCCUUGCUCUUCGGGAGGGAAAUUCCAGUCACAAUAUUCAGUCAACUUUAACUAGCUGUGAAAGAAGUCAGAGUUGCCAAUUGACACCAAACUGUCGUCAGAGAAGUCUUAAUCAGAGCGGUCAACCUCCUAAUCAACCGAUUCUGGAACAGAAACCCAUUGACGUGAUCGAUCAAGCAUAUCAGCGAGAAUCGUCUCAACAGAUGCUGUCCACAUCAAAGCCUGAGCAUAGAGAUGCUUUGAUAAACAACAAUACCGUGAAUACAUCGACCAUUCAAAAUCAAAAUAUCAAUUUUACGAGGCAAGAACAAAUGCUUAAAAAUCCUAGAAACCCAGUUCCCAUUUCAUCGAUCGUGAAUGGCAAUAUUGCACCGCGUCCCAGUCGGAUUCGCCCACCAAACUCUUUUAUGACGAAUCAGUAUAUGACGGUACCCCGGCAAAAUAUUAAUCAAGGACUAAACAAUUUCUCUCUUUCAAAUCAAUCGCUAUCUAUGCUGAAUAACGGGAUAGGUUCUCAAACAAUACUUCCACCGAUCAACCCUCAGCAGCAGCAACAACAGCAACAUUGGCCCACUUCAUUCAAUCCAUUUUACAUGAUUCCGAACACGAAUGAUAGUCAAUUUGGAUUAAUGCAUUCCACCUAUCCUACCUAUGGCCAGAGUCAACAAGCCGCGAGCUACCGAGGUCAUAAUGGAAUGCAAAAUAAUGGCUCCCUAAUGAACGGAAAUCAUAAUGGACAAAACAUCAACGGUUCUGUGAACUCAUCUUUACAAGAAAUGGGUUAG